AUGGAGGUGGCGGGAUUGGGCAUGAGCCAGGCCGACCACCAGCCCCUCCGGCUCUUUGUGGACAGCUGUGUGGCCACCCUGGUGCCUGACCAGACCUCUACCCCCAGAUAUGCCUUCAUUGAGAAUCAUGGGUGCCUGACUGAUGCCAAAACUACAGGCUCCAGUUCUCGGUUCAUGCCAAGACCCCAGGACAGCAAGUUGAGGAUGAAGCUGGAUGCCUUCAGGUUCUAUCAAGAUGCCAGGAGCUCAAUCUACAUCACCUGCCUUCUGAAGGUGACUGCUGCUUCCCAGAGUGUGGACUCCGUGAACAAGGCCUGCUACACUACUGGGAAUAUGUGGACGUCUGUGGAUGGGAGUGAUCAGGUGUGCAGCUGCUGUGACUCCAGCUGUCCUACUACCAAAUCCAGGCACUGGAUGAGAAUGAAGAGGGAUCUGGGAUCUAAAGAGGUUGCAGCUGCUGAGUGGGAAGGCGAUGCCACAGUUGGUCCUCUGUUUGUGCUGGGAGAGCAGGCUGUUGACCGCCCAGCAGAGGUGAAAGGUCAGAGGUCUCAGCUGAGAGCACAGGAGGAAGGUGAUGUAACAGGAGUGUCUGCUGAGCCUGUGAUCCUGGCUGCUCUGGGGGCAGUGGUGGGGCUGGUUUGUGUGGCUGCGCUGGGGACUAUCCUUUACAGGAGACUGCAGAGUAAAUCCACUGAGCUAACUGUGGAGAAAUAAAGGAGGGAUUGGAAACUGUC
Molecule: messenger RNA, 734 nt
Organism: Lepisosteus oculatus (spotted gar)
Lineage: Eukaryota; Metazoa; Chordata; Actinopteri; Semionotiformes; Lepisosteidae
Source: RefSeq, a predicted model, not a curated record